Molecule: messenger RNA, 1461 nt
Organism: Coffea eugenioides
Lineage: Eukaryota; Viridiplantae; Streptophyta; Magnoliopsida; Gentianales; Rubiaceae
Product: probable serine/threonine-protein kinase PBL28
Exons: 8
Coding region: 1-1461 (486 amino acids)
Biological process (GO): protein phosphorylation
Molecular function (GO): ATP binding; protein kinase activity
Source: RefSeq, a predicted model, not a curated record
AUGAAGAAUAGUGAUCCAGAUGCUUUUGACUGUGGCAUUCAGAAGCUAACAAAUGGACUUGGGGGCUGCUCUGAUUAUUCUGUAACUGAUGUUGAUACAAAGCUUGGAAACAGAUUAAACAGCUUGCGCGAGAGCUGCAAGCUGGUGGGUUCAGAUCAGUAUUGCAACCAGUGUUCAAUGAGUUGGAGAGGGAUGAAUACAUCAUCCAACAGCAGCAAUGAGAUGAGGGAUUCUCAACCUGACAAUUGCAGAUUUGCGGUCCUGAUUUCUCUGAUUAGCCAAAGAAUUAAUGAUGAUCAAUGGUUCCAGGCAAUAUCUAACUGUCUUGAAGAUGGGAGCCCGAAUAUAGAUACAACGUUGCCAGCAUAUGAUUUAAAUGAUCAAGCAAGUCACGGUCGAAAGAAAAGAAAGUUGAAAACAGAUUUUUGGAUUCUAAUUGGUGGGGUAGUGGGGAUUGCAGCCAUUGUCACUAUUGCAUGUUUUGUUUUGUUGAGGAAAAAUACGAAAGGAUCUCCCCAAGGAAAUGAAGUUUCGGAUAAUUCACUCGAUGGAGAGUCCAGCUGCGUAACUAUUUCAAUAAAAGAGGUUUAUUCUGCCACCAAUAAUCUCAGUGACUUAAACUUAAUUGGCCAAGGCAUAGCUGGAAAGGUGUAUACAGGCAUUCUAUCAGAUGGUCAGCGCAUCGCUGUCAAGCAUAUAAUCAACGAUGGGCACAUGGAUACAUUUGUUAGGGAGGUUAAAAGCCUCUCCCACAUCAAACAUCCAAACCUGGUUGCCUUGAUAGGUCACUGUGAUGGAGAUGAUGAGUGUUUCCUAGUGUAUGAGCUAUGUCACAAUGGAAAUCUUUCACAAUGGCUAUUCGGAAAAGAAAAAACUUUAUCUUGGAUCCAAAGGUUAAAUAUUGCAAUAGAUUGUGGUAGGGGCCUUGGCUUUCUCCACACAUAUCCAGGAGGUUGUAUUGUUCACCGUGAUAUUAAGCCAACAAAUAUUCUCAUCUGUGCUAACUUUCAAGCAAAACUGUCAGACUUUGGGUUAUCUAAGGUUAUGAGCAUGGGCCAAUCGUUUGUAAGCUCGGAAGUAAGGGGAACAUUUGGUUAUGUAGAUCCUGAGUACCGAAAAAAUCGCCAUGUUAAUUCCUCAGGCGAUGUCUACAGUUUUGGGAUAGUACUGCUACAACUUCUAUCAGGACAAAGAGUUAUUAACAUGGACCUGCAGAAGCCUGUGCAUCUGAACAAAGUGGCCAAAAGCGUCACAAGAGGUGGGAAUAUGACGGAGUUUGCUGAUUCCAAACUUUAUGGGGAUUACUCAUUUGAAGCUUUUGAGCUCGUAUUUAAGCUAGCUUUGUCAUGCACAGGGCUCAAGCAGCAGAGGCCAAGAAUGCAACAAGUGGUUGGAAGACUGGAGGAAGCCCUUGACAUCUCAAUGAGAGCCAAUUCAGUUAGACCAACAUUUUACAACUAA